Messenger RNA from Caenorhabditis angaria, 729 nucleotides. NCBI's taxonomy places the organism in Eukaryota, Metazoa, Nematoda, Chromadorea, Rhabditida, Rhabditidae. The record is from the annotation of a GenBank genome assembly.
AUGAAUCGAAUCGAAAAAUGGGAACGGAAUUGUUCUGUACUACGAGACGUGCGUUUUCGCUCAAAAUACACCUUACAACCUGAAAUAAUUGGGGAAGGAUCAUUUGGCACAGUUAUCACUGCAAAAUGCAAAACUUCCAAGGAAAAUCGUGCGAUAAAAGCGAUUCGAAGAAUAGAAAAAGUAUCAAUGCUCUCAAUUGAGCUCGAAUUGUUAGCCGAACUCGGCGGACAUUUUAAUAUUGUUAAAUUUUAUGAUUUUUAUCAUGUCUUAGGCUCUGUGGCCAUUGUGAUGGAGCAUUUUCCACAUUGCUCAGUUGGCGUAAGUCUUUCCUUUCUUGAAUUAGAAUAAGCUUCUCGAGUUACAGGAACUUGUGAUGUUUUCGCGUCGGGACCCGAGUUUCGGCCUACUGUAUUUUAAAAACCUGUUGAUUGCUAUCGCCUAUUUACACCUGAAUAAUUAUGUACAUCGUGAUAUCAAAUUGUCCAAUUUUUUGUAUUCGCCGCAGAGGAAUUGGUGAGUUUUUUGGGGUGGAAACGUGGAAAAUCAUGAUUUUUUGGUCCGGAAGCUGAAAAACUGCAAUUUUCUGCUCUUGAAGCUGAAAAUUGAACAAAUUCAAGUCCCAGGGCUGAAAAAAGAGAUUUAUUUGCUCUCGGAGCUGGAAAAUUGUAUUUUUCAGCACCAGGACAUGAAAAAUUCGAAUUUUUGAUCCUAGAGCUCAAAAUUCCAUGA